UUGCGGCAGCAGUGCCUUGCCUUGACUUGCCGACGUCCGUCGUGGUGCUGCUGCAGCCGUCGUCGUUUCGAGCUGCCUCCGCCGUUCUUCCAUCGUUCCUUCUUCCGCAGCUUCUUUCCAUCUGUCACUCCUUUCCUUCCUGCUUCUCUCUAGUUGGUAAGCCUAUAAACGUGUACCAGGCAGUUGCCUGGCUGGUCUGACUAGAAAUCCUCUUGGUCGAAAAUACAAAGAUCCUGUUCGUGGAGUCUAUAUGAAGGAGGAAAUUCGAGCGGAGCCGAUCCACCAGAGGUCAGACCUCUUCUCUCGUUCCUCCCAACAUCCGGCUUCUUGGGAAGAAAAACAAAUUCCUGGCUGUCCGAGUAUCCGCCGCCGCCUGAGGAGAGCCGAGAAUUCGAGGAGAACAGCAGCCGAAGGUGCACCAAGGUAGUCUCUCGAAGAGGAACACGAAGAAGGUUCUCCUCUUUCCCCACCUACUGCUCCGCCACUACCUACCGCUACCUCCAUCUCCUCCUUCCUCCACCUCCACCACGCGUACAGUCGUACGGUCGCCGGCGAGCAAUACGGUUUACGGCCGCGUGACACUGUCCCGGACAACAUCGCCGUCCACGAACAGCUGGAUCCACGUUGGAUCGGAGUUUCAUCCUUCCGUUCGUGGUGCGUGUCGCCAGGAUGGUAUCCUCAUUGUCGCGGUAUCAUCGUUCGUGUAGCUGGUGAACCGAUUAUAGAAAUCAUCGGCAAACACCGACACUGCGGUGUCUCCUCCGUUCUUCAGGCUGAAUCCCAGAAACGAGAAUUUUCGUUCCGUGACGAGUGAAUCGACGCGACGAUACCCGGUCGUCCUUAAGCCGUAACUGUACACGACGAUCAACAGCAUCGGUGUGGUUAUUCGUUGGAACGGUGCUCGUGGCUACGAAGCCGGACGUUUCUAACCGCGGCAAAAGAAAGAAAAAAAAAAAAGGAAAAAAGGAACCACAAACGUCGAGGUGCUAACACCCAGGGGAAGCUAGCGGAACAUACGUGUCCGUGUUUGGUCGCGAGUGAGAGUGUUUUUCGCGUGUACGAGCGUCCGUGGUGGCGUCCGGGCUUCUGACGAGACAUCAACAUCUGGUAGCGUGUUUCCGGUCGCGCGAGCGCGUGCACGUCCCGUUCUCCUGACGGACGGUGCGCGUUCGAGUUCCUCUGACCUGGACGUUCGGCAACCGGCCGAUUUCCACGAGGUUGCGGUGCCGUUCAACACACCUACACGUGGGUGUACGAACUUCCUUCUUUCGUUAUAAUCGUGCGCGUCCAAGAAAGAGGACAACGAGGACGACGAAGACGACCUCGAAGAGUCCUCCAGUAUGCCGUGGAUAGUUCUUCGUGGAUCGUUUAAGUGAUCGAUCGAAUUGCUUGCUGGAUCACGGUGCUAGCUUCGAGUCAGCUGUUGAUCGAGGAUUAUUCCUGCCAGCUAUUCCCCGUGUGGACGUCCAUCUUCUAUUCGCAGAGGCGGAGGCAUUAAUGAUAUCUACACUACGACCCUCAAGAUGAAGUGAAGAAUUUAUAAUUUACGGUGCUUCAAGGUUCCAUAUGGCAAAGGAGCUGCUAAUAUGCUAAUUUCAUAGAACCAUUCCUGUCAUCUUCCAAAUUUUCAUGCCAAAAGGUCCUUCCCCGAAUUGAAGGAUGCGGUGGGUGCGGAGGCACGCCAGUCACCAUCACUGAACAUCAUUCCUUUAUCAUCGUCUGAAAAAUACUGCCGGCCGAUUAAUCGGUAGCCGAGUUGAUAAAACGAGGAGCAACCACGAGGACGAAACAGUUAAACGACUCGAUGGAUCUUACGGAGGCAUUCGCCCCGGGCGGGGGUGGGGAGGAUCUGCCAAAGACCGACUACUUCGACUUUGUCGUCUCUCCGCCUCCGCACUGCGCGUCCGCGGACGGUGUAUCCGACGAGGAGAGCUUUCUUCAUCGUACAACUUGCAGAAGCAUCGGAUACCUUCAACCGAGUCACGAGGAGCACGAAACGAACCGUGAACUCCAUGGCUCGCCAUUUAUCAAAGAAACCAACAACAACACUCUAACAGCCCUGCCACCAGUUUCGACCAUCACCGGUUCCCUCAGUCAUCACCAUCACCAUCAUCACGUCAGGACGCAUCACAGUGCUUGCAACGUGCAACAGAAUAACGAGCAGACCCCGAUGGACCAGUCGGACUGCGACUACUGGGGCACCGACGAGACCAAGGAACAAACCUGUAACAUACUCCUGGAGGACCUAAACAAGUACUGUUGGUCGGCCAACGCUCAGAACCACGGCAACGACAGCGUCACCGUCCAUCAGGCUUCCAACGAGCAUCAUCAAGCGGUGGCUCGAGGAUGUUCCACCAACGACAGACAGAAUACGGACGGUGCCAUCUACACGUUGACCGUGUUGAACAACGAAGCAAACUCCAUGGACGCCCUGGACUGCUGCAAGAGUCCAGCCCCAACCUCCAGCGACUCCUGGUCCCUGCGACCUAAUCUGGACCUGGACGCGAUACUCAGCAUGGAGCCCGUCUCCGCGGACCAGGAACACGAUCAGACCGCAAGCGUGACCGAAGUGUCGCGAACGGUCAACGACAGGUUUCAUCCUGACCGUUUCUCCGUCGCUUCUUCUCAGUACGCCACAGACGACAGUGGCUUCGUCGAGAGCAAGGAACUGUGCGGCAGGGGAUCCUCCGCGGGAGCCAACUGCACAAGCGGCGACAACAAUAACGAUUGGAAGCUGUCUGACCAGAACCUGCAGGAAGCCGCAGCAGCAGCAGCAGCAGCCGCGGCUGCAGUCGCAGUUGGCGCGGGUGACUCUGCGGAGAGUCUCUUAAGAAGCGCCCUUCAAGGUAAGCUCUACACCGGCCCGACUCAAGUGGUCUCAUCCUCGUCGCCAUCUACACAAGGCUCCACCAUAUCCUUACCAGUGACGAGCAACGCUGGCCUGCAAAUAGUCUCCGACCAACAGCAACAACAGCAACAGCAACAACAACAGCAGCAGCAGCAGCAGCAGCAACAACAACAACAGGACGAAUCCAUGCACACGUGUACCGAUGAAGAUCUAUUACUUUCGCAAUUGGACCAAACGACCUAUCGCCCUGGCGAUUACGAGAAACUGAAGAGCAUAGCCAACGAAGUGGUCGAAUCCUACUGCAGUCUCGAACCAGUCUGUAACGUCUCGGCAACGACCACCGUGAUGUAUACACUGGACCCAACGAGUGGAAGCUUAGGAACCAUCACUCUUCCAGCAGACCUGGGUCAGGUUAGCACGGUCACGGUGGUCACAGCGGCCCAGCAAGACGUUCUUCAGCAACAGACUGCUCCUAGAGCCGAAGUGGAACAACAACAACAACAGUCGACCAAUCAGAUCCAAAUAGCACCAUCCAGAGUGGUGACCACGAAGGCACCCAAAAAGUACUGUCGAAGAGCCAACAGGAACAGCAACAGCUCGAACGCGGCCAGCAACGGCAGCAGUGGUUCGGAAACUGGUGGUACCACGAGUGGUCAGCAACAAGGCACUUCCGGCGGCUCUCCUGGCAGUGUCCAGCGCAAAGAACGCUCGUUGCAUUAUUGCAGCAUCUGCAGCAAAGGCUUCAAAGACAAGUAUAGCGUGAACGUCCACAUUAGAACGCACACCGGCGAGAAACCAUUCGCUUGCUCCUUAUGCGGCAAAAGUUUCCGGCAGAAGGCGCACCUGGCGAAGCACUACCAGACCCAUGUUACCCAGAAACCCAGCGUCCAGCAACAGGCGAGUGGAAACAGCGCCAGCAACAGCGGGAACAGCGGGAACCCCAGUCCCUCUGGGGAAACGGGUACCACUACCACCAGCAACGUGACGAACAGGAGUCAGACCCAUCAGGUGUCGGUCGAUCCAGCGGGGAACGCCUGUAAUCCACCCAGUUAGUCGCUCUAGGAAGAUUACGUCCGCCGAUUGAUCGUCUUCAGCGUCGGGUUUGACGCUUUCGAUCGUACCGUCUGCUUUAUUCUUUCUUCUAAUUCAACUCUUCGACUCUUUGAUUCUAUAUUCUUGGCCGGUGAUCGAAUUCUUCGUCCACUGCCACUAGCUGAUCUACGAUGGUCGAGGUCGAUGAACCUUGACGGCGAACCAUGACCGACGAAGUUCGCGAGAUGCAUGGACUAAUUAUCUCGGGAUUUCGUUUUAGACAGAGUAUUAACGGCGAACCGUUUUUUUGACGAGUUCGUUGAUAUUUAUUCGAGCUGUAUACACGAUGACGCUUGCGAAGUAGAAGAGUAAGCGUUCGUCGUGAAACGCUCACUGAACACGUUCCGUCCAACGCUUUCCACGGCGUUUUUAAUCGUCACAGUAUUCUGUAAGAAUUACAGAAAGCCGUCCUUAGAAUCGAGUUGCGAAUUUAUCCGCGGGAAGGAGCGAGCUUCAGAUAACUACCAGGCCUGUUCAGCUGAGAUUGGUUAAAGGAGGUGAAAACUGAUAUCGCCACGCUCGUCAACACACCGUCGAUAAAUUUACGAUGAUAAGUUAAGUGAAAUAGGCGAGCACAGAUCGCCCUUUAUUUUUCUAUUCUUGUAAUUAAUUGUCUUCCGUUCAGGAUCAAUCGAUCGUUCAAGGUUAUCGUUUCUAAGAGUUUCUUAGACGUAUCGAUGUUUGAGAUUUAUAAGGGACGUUAAUCUUCAAAUUUUAAUGAAACUUUGAUGUGAUGUAGGCUAAAGAAAUAUUUCAUACGUAUUCUUUUAUGGUCAAGGAUCAUACUAGAGGGAUGAAAAGAACCCUUCAAAUUUUUAGAUAUUGACUUUAUCUGAAAUAUUUUUUAAAACUUCUAUUUUCUUUCCAUAUUUGAUCUCUAUGAUAAUUUUAUUUUACCAUAAAUAAUUUUCAAAAUAUUUUUCAGCAAAGUGAUUAACGUUUCUUGUUGGAUCAUGGAUCCAGAGUGUUACCAAUGGCGUUAUUAAGGGAUAAUAAAUUUAUUUUAUAUCAAGCUUGAUCGAUCAAUUGAUUUUAAACGAACCGUAAUCGGAUCGUAGAUCGACGAUGGCCAUAAAGCGACUCGAUGAAAUUGUUGUUCCUAAGACGACUACAUAAGUCGUUCGACAAGAAAGGGCCACAUCGAGUACGAUCGAUCUUUAUUUAAUGCCGUUACGAGAUAUUAACGUUGAAGAUAUCUUAUUAGAAAGUAUUCUUCUUUUAAUUUUCUUCUAUUUUUCUCUUCCUCUUUGUUUCUUUUUUUUUUAUAUACAGUAUACACAAACACACACACACACACACAUCCAGAGACACGCGUAGACUAGCGUACGUAACGUAGAAACCGGUAAGUAACAGAGUAUCGAGAGAGAGAUAUAUAAGUUUUUUUGUUUUUUUUAAGUAAUUUGUAGCACGAGCUGUGAUUUAGAUACAUACAUACUCAACGAGCGUGGACACGGCCGAUUUUUGUCAAUUGUGGUGGUUUUUAACUAGCGUGUCCCAUCGUCUGUUAUUCGUAGGAGAGUGAAAGCGAAACGUUCGACGCGCGAUUUCGCAAAGAAUUGCAAUUCUUCCAACACUUUUAGAACCCGAUCAUUCCACGCGAACCCAAUUCAAACCAAUUCAUCCAUUUCACAAAAAUUGACGAAACGUCGAACUGUUUAAUUAGAAUUCAGAAUUCUAAUGAAUCUAAUUAGAACUUUUCGAAGUAAAUCUUUUGGAAUCGUUUUGAAGUGCUGCUCGUGAGAUUCACGAAUUGAAUUUUAUUUUUUUUUUUAUUUGAAUUUUACUAGAUGAUUCGAAAAUCUUUUUUCCAUUAGAAAUUUUCGAAUAGCUUGAACAACUUAUUAGGGUAUACUAAUGUUUGUGAACUAAUGUCUGUGCAAUUCUAGAAUUGCAUACACUUGAAAAGUGAUUUUAUUAAACGAUAAAAUUUGUAAUUUAUUUAUUUAUUAAUUGUAAGACAUUGUUCACAGUAAUGUUUUCUUAUUUUAAUUGUUUGAAACCCAGUUUCAUUAUUUACUAGCCAAAUCUUGGUAACUUUUAUUUUAAUAAAUCUUGAACUAAUUAAUUUCACUUCAAACUAAUUACCAAGUAUUUAGCAAACUGCUUUUGACUUUCCAGUGAAUUUCUCACGACGUUUGACCGUGGAAUCGUGCAAUCGAAGCAAUUAGCCCAUUAAUCCACGAUCUUAUUCAUCCGUGAGCGUGAAUCUCGCGAUUCUAACGCACUCUUUAUUUCCUGUAAACUGUAAACCCUUAUCGAUUCUCCAAACGCUUCGUUUUAUAAUUUUAUUCCAGAAACGGGGAAGAAGGCUGACUUUAUUGAUGCCACGUUUUAUACUCCACUCGUAAACUUUGAUUUCCAAUUAGCAUCGCGUCAUUGAAUGAGCCGGCGAUACGUGAGAAUCUUUUUUCCAUGGAAUCAGGACAAACCGAGUCAACCAGCUGAGAACUGGGACACAGGAUGAACGGAAAGAUAUUAUUUUCUUAUCGUCUUUCUGAAUUUUUAUGGACGAAGUAUGCUGAGAGGAAUAAUUUUUAUAUCUUGCUUUUGGCAGUCUUCAAUUUUGCAAAUUCUUUUUUUUUUUUCUUUUAGAAACAAAAUGAAAUUUAAAUAUUAAUACCGAAGCCUAAAGCAAUGAUUUUCAACUAAUAGAAUUUCAUUAUCGAAAAUUUGCUUCUUUUAGCUCCAGUCUACUGCAGAAAUGCCAAGUUUGUCAGAAGAAAUGUGGAAUUAUUGAUUUAAUGGAAACGCAUUAGACGAGGCAGCGGUACUGCGAAAGAUCAUUCAAAAAUGAUAGUCGCGAGCGGUAUUCGACGCGUAACGCGACGGGGAAAACGUAUAUAGGCGAAAAGGCGAAACGAGUGUUGCAUCGCGGAGGUCAGAGCUUCGGAGAGAGCCUCAGGUUGUUACGAGCAGCGUCCAGGUAAUUACAGGUUGCGAUAUUGCGUUACGUGCAUGCAUUACGCACCGGGCUCGCGAGAAAAACGAUACGUCCCGCGGCGGACGAUAAAUUCUGCUCGAAAGUCUAGCUUGGAUGUUUAGCUGCGACGUUUAUCGCUCCUCGCCUCGUCCAUCUGAACGUGUUAUCCUGCUCGACGUGAUAAUCGUGUCGAUACUAGAUUUUUACAUUUCUUACGACCUUAUCGACUUCCCGCGGAUAGGAUUGCGCAAACUUGCAACGAAUAAAUGAAAAUUUUUUAAAUUAUUGUUAUUGCAUUACGAGAAGAGCCUCUAAACAUUAGGUAAUUAAAUAUUUUUUAUGAAGGACAGUCCCAUAUUGGACAUAUUUUAAUAUAAAAUUAUUUUAUAAGUUUUACAUAGCUUUUUCAAGACCUCGUCAAUUCACGAAAAGAGUAUCUUAAAAUGAAUUUUUAUUUUCAUCUACGGAGUCUUUUAUUAAUACCUACGUUAUGCCGUGGCAUAAAAUAUAGUAUUUAUUUUAUAUGCAAAUUAUCUCCUCAGAUUCCAGUUUUAUUGUACAUAUUUUCAAAAGCGGUUGUUUCUAGCGCAAAAGACGUCGGUCGCGCUAUUUGCAGUUUCUUCUGCGGUUGCGGAAAACUGGUAGCACUUGCGGUUAAACGAUUCGGAAAAUACCGUGGGGUUAUUCACGGCCGCUCUACUUGUGGUCGAGAAAUUAUCGCGUUUCGCGAACUUAUAUAUUUCUUUAGCCUCGAUCUUGACAAAGAUCUUCAUCAAUUUUUCAAUAAUAUUUUUGAAAAAAAAUUCGACGAUUUCAAUAAGAAAAAUUAUAUCCAGAUACUUCUGAUUCCUUCGAGGGAAUCUAUAAAUUCUCCGAGUUUGAAAAUUUCAAUAAUAUUUGAGGUAGAUUAUGAAAUGCAAAUAGAGACGAAUAAAUAUUUAUCUUUGCUGAUAACUCUGUUGGCAGUGAGGUGGAGUAAAACGCGGUGAGAAACUUCGUAACCGCAACUCGUACUAAUUUUACGUGCAACCACAAAGUGUUAUUUACCAUAGGGUGUGUUAUUCUAUUCGUUUGUUCACAUCUGGUGCUACAAAAACGAAACUUGGACACGAAGUUUCUCGGGUUUCAGCAACAGUAGUUUGUAUUUAAAACAAAGCGCAUGCAUUUUUAUCCCUUACAGAAAUCGUCGAAUCAUUAUCAAACCACUUAUCACUACUUCGACUGUGUCUAACUCGUAAUCACCGAGUAAGAAACAACUUUCAUUCCCGCGAAUCAGUUUUAAUCUGAUCCAUAUUUGUAAGUGGAACACCUGCGAAUAACAGGAGCAAAGGGUUUAUCACUAGACCAACUGCAAAUAGGUAUCAAUUUUAUCUAGAAGCCUAAUGGAACAAGUCUGUACUAUCGGUUAUUGACAAUUUACUGUUUUGUAAUUCCAUUGGUCGCGUUAGACAACGCUGUGAUCUAGCAAAAGUAGAGCGAGAUUGUAGAGAAUUUUCAGAAUUGUAACUCUGCUAACUCUGAUUACUGCUUGUCUUCUUAAAAACGUUUGAAAAUUACGGGAAUAACGCUGGUUCGUACUCUGAGAGCGAUGCUAUCAUAUUCCACUGCUUAUCGUUUCAUCGGUAACAGUUUAUCAGAGAUAAUACAGUUUGUACCAAAAAAAAGAAUGUACAAACCAGGAAAUCUUUACAACGAAUGAAAUUGAAUCAAGUCUAUUAUUAUUUUAUACUUUGGGACUUUAUAAACUUUAUUUCUGAGCUGUCCUGGUUAAUUUGUAAUGUGUAAUUUGUAAAUGAACGGUUGUGUACAUUAAUUUUGAAACAUCCUGUAGAUGGAAAGAUCGGAGCAACGUCUUAGACAAUUUUCCAUCGAUCUUCCGGAUAGAGUGGCGUUUCGUCGGUAUCAUUAGUCAGUUUCGCGAAGUGUAUCGUGACAGCGGAGAUUCUAGGAUCGUUCGAGGAAACCGAUAACGCGGCGCAAAAGAUGCCGAUCGAUCGUUUAGAUGUUAGCCCCGGUGCAGUUUUACCGUUUCUCAUCGCGAAAUAUUAUCAAUAAUGCUCUAUCCGUCGUCGUUCGAACGAUUCCAGUGGAUAAUGUCAAGGUAAUUGCUGAUGCUGCGAUAAGCAACUGGCGCUCCCUUGAGCUCUUCCUUUCCAUCGUUUCAUGGUGAGAAUUGCGCUCAAGAUAAGGCACCCUGUUAAUUAACCGAAUCACGUGGCCUUACUUUUUAUCCCUAAUUGACUUUCACGCAGUACUUUCUUUCUUUUUUAUCGUUCAGUUGAAGAUGAAAUCGUUUCAGUGAAAAUUUUGACCGUUCCAUUAGGCUCAUUAGGCUUCAGGGGUUAAUUGCAAUUUUUGGCUGGAAAGAAAAUUCUCAUUAAUUAUUUUAUUUGUUUGCAAUUUUAUACUUUGCUAGCAAAUUUCCAAACACAAUGAACAUUUUUUUUUUUUUUUUUUCAAUUUAUAGACCGAAUCAAUAUGUAUACGUCUCGUUAACCAAUUAACAAAAAAAGAAACGUAUUCGUAGAGUUAGCAUCGAUAAAAAGAAAAGUGGACACCGAUGGUUCGGUACAGUGCGAACGGUAGCUUACGUUAAACAUUCCAAGCCCCUUUUACCCGGCUCGGUCGAUUAGUCGCCGUUGCAUUUAUCGUUUCUCCUUCAUCGAGUGUAACUGCAACGCAUUAUCGAGGGCCGAUGUGGUAAUUCGCUGAGUCCGAUAUUAAUGACGCGUGGCCAAUUUUAAUGAUGCCUAAAGUCGCGAUGACGACUGCGUGAGACCAUUGACGAGUCCGUUAGGUACCUGUCUAUCUCGUUUCGAUAAACCCUUUCUCGGUGAAGUUCAACGAAAGUUAAUAUUAAAAAUUUUAUAAAUAUUCAAUUAUAAAAAUAAAAAUUAAUCAAGUGAAAAAUACUCGAUAGAAUCGAAUAGAUUUAACAAAGCUCAAAUUGAAAAUACUCAAAGCAAUUAAACGAGAUUAUCUUGCCACGGAAGUAUUAUUCGCGUAUUGAUCACAUAAUCGAGACGGUUCUUUUCUGAACGUUGCUAACAGAUUUAGAAAAGCGAAAAAGUCUGUGUACAAGCAAAAAGAAACAUAUCGUUUUCUUGACGCAAUUGAUCUUGCGCGCCAAGAGGUAGUUCUAAGAAAGCCUGGACACGUCGACGCAUAAAUAUUCUAAUUAAGCACAUAAUUAGCGAACCAAGAGGCAGGGAAUUAUCGUAAUCGCUUGGUAGUAUUUUCAUACGUUAUCAUGGUAACAAUAUCUUGUCCCGAUAUCUCUUUAUCGCAUUAAUUAAGCUGAACCAGCCGGAACACACCUGUCUGAAAGUCAACGGGCACAAUUCCACGACUCGAUCUUUAUACCGAGGCUAAUUGACUCAUUCUUAACUCAUUGCUGCUGUACACGCGGCUCUCGUAAUUGCAACUUUGUUCAUUUCAAUGAGAACCAUCGAAAUUUCAUAAUUAUCUUGUAAUUUAAAAAAUUUCUUCUUAAAUACAAAACAGUGGGUAAAAGUUCACAGGAUAAAUUUAUAAAAAUAAUUAGAAUUUUAAAUAUUUCUUGCCUGACUUAGUUCGGAAUCUUUUUUUUUUUUUAUGGUAGUUCUUAGAGUAAUUAAGGUACUAUUUUCAACCCGCAUCGCGCUCUUUAUCGUGAUCUCCGAACACGGCACGAACUCGGGCUCUAAUUAUUCAGGAAUGAAAAGCGUCCUCACGAUCCGACUUAUGACAUUUGAAAGUGGAUAAAACAAACUACAAAGGAACAGCCUAUGCGCAAUUCAUUGAUACCGUUCGAUACGUAUGUACAAGUAAUUUCUUCUUUUACACUGUUCGAAAUUGAAAGAGAUGAAAAUCGAAGCUCAAAUUCAAUCCUGCCUCUAAUAAUGAUCCGAUCAGAAUCGGAUGAUGUUACGACUCACAUCAGUUGAGAAGCAAAAGAACCGCUGCUCUAAUUAAUGGUCCAAGCGAAACGCGAAGAAAAAGUACACAUCUCGGGAUUUAUUUACGACACAGGUACCGAUAGUAAAUCGGUUAAUCGGCGUGUGCCCGUGAUUAAGCACCGUUCCUCUUCUCUAAACCGUGUUAGGCUGAAAGCGUCCAGGUAUCAUCAAACUAUACGCUUGUACGGCUCAAUAUGAUGAGAUCCGCCUAAUAAGGGUUGCAACCGGUGUUUAGAGUGACCAACGACGCGGCUUUCACCAAUUUAAACUCGGGAAUUGCGACCCGCCCGGCUUCUAAUCGACUAUACACGCCGCGCCGCACCGGCAACGGUAAUCGAUCUCGACGAUUUCGCCUACAUCUACGUCGUUACUCGCCUCGACAUGGAACGGGACGACGUUUAAAGUGGUCGCGAUUCACUAACCGUUAAUAACCUCUCUUUAAUUGACUGGCUUCUUUAAUUGUAACGGGAAUCGAUUUGUACGAUCGGAUUUCGAGUUCCAUUUCACGAUUCGUUGCACUGAACACACUCGAAUUUUCGGGUCGACGGGUCAAGUUUAGACGGAUGUUGGUAGAUCUUGAAGAUCGAUUAAGAUAAAAGAGAAAAUUGUAAUUUGAAAAAUUAUAGUGAAUUCUUAAUUGAGAGAAUCAAGAUCACGUGUUCAGUAUUGGCCUUGAAUAAUUAGAACGAAAUCAUUUUUAGAAAUUUCCAAGAUGAGAAAAAUAAUUUUUGAUCAAAGAAUUCCAUCGAAUAAAUAAAGUUCUCGGAUGAUCAUAAAGCUUCCUGUUAGACAACGAUCGAGUACGUUUUAACAGGAUGCGAGUGGGUGUUGAAGAAUCUUUCGUAGUGACAGAUAUCCACGGAAGAUCAUGAGCCGUGUGCUGAAAUUCGAAGAAGUUGUGGCAUCCGAGCGAAACUUGACGGAGAUAUAUUCAACGACACGCUUAGCUCGGGAUUUUUCAUCGCCUUGGCAUGUCGUUGUAGCGCGUUAACCUUCUGAAGGUAGAACGGAGGUGUGGCACACCCCCGUCCCUCCGUAAACACGAGCUUACGGAGAUACAACAAUGGUCCCCGCAGAUGGAAGAUUGCACGGAAAGGUGCAACGUUCACGUGCAAAGGUCGCCACGCUUGAAUCGGAUAAACGAGGAUAAUGUCGCGACCCAACUAUCAUAGAUGGAUUUUAUUCACCGUAGAAAAAGAUUUGAUACGCAUCUAUGGAUGAUCCUUUACUCGAAAACGAGCUUCCAUUAUCAUUUUAGAAACAAUACUCACUUUAUAGCUGUAAUAUUUUUCUGUUCAAGUGUCAUUGUUUGGUAAGGACUGGACGAUAUUGAAGAAAUUUAAGAAUUUUAUAAAAGGAAUUUUUUAAGAAGAACUUCCUUUCAAAAGAAAAUUGAUUCUCACCGCCGCUAAUUAUUUAUAAAAAUAACUUCAUCGUUAUAACCCAAAUUAAUAACAAAGCGUUUGGAAAGUCGUCGUACCCAUUUUGUUCACGUUGAAUAAUACUCAAGGUGUACCGUUGUAUUAUAAGGCAACAACCCCUUCCACUUACUCUAUGCUGCGUUAUUAAUUUAACGUUACAUCCCUUGUUUAUAGAUUUAUACACAUGAAUAUAAAAAAAAAAAUAUAUAUAUAUAUAUAUAUAUAUAUAUAUAUAGUAUGUUAUUAUCUCACACUAUUUCCUAGUUUGAUACCACUUUAAUAUUAAAACGAUUGCGAUGAGCGUCAGUGUUGUUAAGACCUUUUGUUAAGGUGACGUGAACCCAAUCCCAAGGUUACCAUGGUAACGAGAUAUUUUCAACGAGAUAAGUAAAUAAAUAAAUAAUGAAACGGAUAAGUAAAUACGAAUAAUACUCAACAGUCGUAGCAUGAUGCCUGGAGCAAAAGCGACGGGUCAAAACUUGCGCUGAAACAAGUAAGAAAAAUGAUUUCUUUUAAACGUCGAUUAAAUAAAGAUUAUUAAUAAUUAAAAGGAAAAUAAAGGUUUAAAAGAGUCUCGACUAUGUAUAUAGGAAACGUACAUGUUGGCCUAUCCAGUACAAAAAAAACCAGAUCGUUAUAAUAUUAAUAAGAUCACCGAUUAUUGUGUUGUGUGAAUAAUUACAUUUUAAUGUUGUUAACGAUUUCGUAAUAUAUAUAUAUGUAUACACAUGUUUCUAUACAUAUACAAAAUACACGGAUUUAUAUAUAUAUGUAUACGGAUACAUACAUAUAGAGAUACGUAUACAUAUAAAUGUUAACACAGCUCUUUAUUUUUUUCCUUUCUAUCUUCUCUCUUGUUCCGUCUCGUUUCACUCUCUUCUUACCCUUUUUUACUUUCUUUGCUCUCGCCAUGCAGCUGAAGAAGACUACUUGUAGAGGAUCGUUUUUGUUUUGUACUUAAAGCGUUCUCGUACGCGACCGAACUAUGUUUUGUACCACGUGAAGAAUGGCAAUAAAGUAGUUGACCAAUUCCUUUUUUUUUAA
This is a messenger RNA of Osmia lignaria (orchard mason bee), 13263 nucleotides long. RefSeq lists its product as uncharacterized. The record is from RefSeq and is a predicted model, not a curated record. Gene Ontology annotation, cellular component: nucleus. Gene Ontology annotation, biological process: regulation of transcription by RNA polymerase II. Gene Ontology annotation, molecular function: RNA polymerase II cis-regulatory region sequence-specific DNA binding; DNA-binding transcription factor activity. NCBI's taxonomy places the organism in Eukaryota, Metazoa, Arthropoda, Insecta, Hymenoptera, Megachilidae.